GGACUGGGCCGGAACACCUCUCAUCUGGUACUGAUAGAGAGGUGGAGGCUGUUGGGGCGUAGAUGUAACAGACACGGUGCAAGUACAAGGCCUCUCUUUGGCGGUAACCCCGGUCCGUGAACGCUAACGUCCACCAACUCCGCGUAGUUUCGUCUAAUCUACGCACUUUUUUUCUUAGGCUUCUAAGAAGCACAAAAGAGUGAAGUCAGUGUGACCCAGAAAGAUAUUUGACAACUUUUUGGUGUUCUUCGUCAACUACAAUAAACCAUAAACCCUAAUUUCAACUUUCGAUUGCUCAAAACUUUGGAUCCUUUUGGAAUCUAAUCAGAUUGGUGUCGCAGAAAACCACCAGGGACGUUCAGUAUGUGCAGCUUCAGUUUUUGAGUCAGAGAAAAAACCAUUAUGUCAAGUCUCGGAGGUAUAGGGUUCAGUAACACGAGCAGUGCAACAACAAGGAAGAAGAGAAGCACCACACUGCGCCGGCCUUGGAAUGAACGGCAGUUACAGGAUGCUUCCUCAUUGCCAUCCACACCAAUCCCUGACAAUGAAUUGGCCUUUUGUUUGCAGAAUGAGAAUAAGAUGGAAGAGAGAGAAGCGGUGGAGUCAGACGAAGGUUCAACAAAUGGUUCGUUCCAAGGAAGCAACCUAGUGAAGCAAGGUGGAGGACACAGCACUGCAUCCACUGAAGGGUUUCUUGCCCCUUCCAAUAAGAAAGACUCGAUAGACACAUCAGAGCGUCGAGCUGGUUUUGAUGUUCUACCCGUCGUCAAGAAGGUUAAACUCAAGAUCGGUGGUUCGUCAAGAACUAUAAAUGCAGUAUCUGCAUCCGACAGUGCUUCUGAACUAAGAGGGACACCGUUGGAUUCAGCAAGCAAAGCAAAUUCAUGUAAUGAUACACGAGAUAGCAAAACAAACACAUAUCCGAUUCGUAAAAGCAAUCGGAUCUCUAAACGACGGGUUCUUGAUGAGGAACUCGAUAGUCUUGAUGAUGAUGAUGAUGACGAAAAAAUUCAGUUUCUCAGAAGGGUGAAAAUGGCUAAAGCUGUUACUGUGGAAGAAGAUGUUGAUGACGAUGGAGAAAGGAGCAGAAAACAUAAAAAGCUCUCCAAGGUGAUGAAACAAAACGUAGGAACAUCAGAGAAGUCAAGCAAGAAGGUUAAGACGGUGAAAACAUUUGACGAUGCUGAUUAUGUCAAGGAAGAUGAGGAAGAAGUUCUGAGUGAGGCAGAGGUUGGGGUAGAAAACAAGAGCGCGAGAACUAGAAGAAGAGCAGAUGAUGAAGGUUUUAGUGAGCUUAAGCCAGAAAUGACUGUGACUACUCGUCGACGCUCUGGACAUAGCGGAAAUGCCAUUGAGUUUCCUCUUGGCCUACCUCCGGCGCCACCUAGAAAGCGGAAAGAAAAUGGAUUAGAGGGUGAUCAGCAACUAAAGAAAGCUGAGGCUGCACAGAGACGUAAACUGCAAGUUGAAAAAGCAGCUAGAGAGUCAGAGGCUGAAGCAAUCAGGAAGAUCCUUGGCCAAGACUCUAGCAGAAAAAAGAAGGAAGAUAAGAUAAAGAAACGCCAAGAAGAGAAGGCUAAGGAGAAAGCUGCAGACUCGUUUGCCCGUAGAUCAGACACGGUGAAGUGGGUGAUGGGUCCUUCAAGAACCGUUGUAACCUUCCCAGAAGAACUUGGAUUACCAGCUAUAUUCAACUCUGGACCUCACAGCUAUCCUCCACCUCGGGAGAGAUGCGCGGGUCCAGAAUGUACCAACCCAUACAAAUACAGAGAUUCAGAAUCAAAUCUUCCAUUGUGCAGCCUCCGAUGCUACAAGGCCAUCAAAGGCUAAGUGCUUAUUCAAGCCGUUACUAAAGUUUGUGACAGAAAAUAAUAUGGUUCUUGUAAAUAAUAGUAAUGGAGCAACAUAGGUAUGGUAUAACGAACCGAUAUAUAGAUUUGUGCGUUUUUGUUAUAAUAAUCAAGUGUAUGUAAAUAAACAUAGAAUAUGAUGUAUGAAAACGGUCUUAUGUAAUUGUUAUGUGCUUUUAUCUCAUGAUGUUAUAUUGCAUAGAAUAUGA
Molecule: messenger RNA, 2059 nt
Organism: Eutrema salsugineum
Lineage: Eukaryota; Viridiplantae; Streptophyta; Magnoliopsida; Brassicales; Brassicaceae
Exons: 7
Coding region: 403-1830 (475 amino acids)
Biological process (GO): chromatin remodeling
Cellular component (GO): Ino80 complex
Source: RefSeq, a predicted model, not a curated record